Aspergillus versicolor CBS 583.65 is the source of this 345-nucleotide messenger RNA. RefSeq names its product PLAC8 family protein. The coding region runs from base 1 to 345 and encodes 114 amino acids. Lineage: Eukaryota; Fungi; Ascomycota; Eurotiomycetes; Eurotiales; Aspergillaceae. The record is from RefSeq and is a predicted model, not a curated record. The transcript is spliced from 2 exons.
AUGGCUACCUUCAUAGGUCUUACGAGCUGUUGCCUCCCCUGUCUAACCUUCGGUAAAACCCAAGCACGACUUCGCGACCCGUCUUUGAAUAGCUUCAGCUACUUGAAUUUUGAUUGCACCCUCUUUACCUUCCUCGGCAUGAUUGGCGGCCACUGGAUCAUCCAGACAAUCCGACGGGGCGAGAUGCGAGACCGGUACGGGAUCAGCGGGAGCUGCUGCGGCGACUGCUGCACGACGUUCUGGUGUGGCUGCUGUGCGAUUAUACAGGACGAGAAAGAGGUCGAGCUGAGAAGUAGGCCGGAGUUGGUGGGGUAUCAGCCUACGCCACAGAUGGGAUAUCAGUGA